CAAGCGAUAAACCCUACAACCAUUUGCCAUUUUUCAGGACAAUUUGGUCUUCCAGAAACAAUGAGCGUGGCCAUUCUCAAUGCAGAAACCAUAACCGAAUUCAUCGACGAUGCCGAAUCGUUCCAUCACAGCACAGACGAACGGUUUCGGUUGCUCGAUACGGAUGGAGAUGGCAUCCUCUCCAGCGUCGAGCUCCAUCGAGGGCUUGACAAGAGCCUGGGGUUGGAGUAUGAGAUACGAAUGGAAGACGAGGUGAACGAUUUCUACGACAUGUUCUUUGCGCAAUUUGAUGAGGAUAACCACGGGGCGAUCAAUCCCGAGGGGUUUAAGUUGCUCUUCAGGAAAAUAAUGGUUGCACUAGCCCACGGAAUCGGCGGCACGCCAGUCCUAAUGGCUCUUCAGCCUGAUAGUUUGUUCAACAAGGCCGUGGAACAUGAAUUGGCACGAAGGAAGAAGAACCAAAUAUCGAAAGCAUCUGAAUCGGCGACCCCUAAAAGCCUUAUUAGUCCGAGGGCUAGAGUGCGGAAACCACGUACACCUGGGGGAGGCCUCCUCGUUUGCUUCUUCUGUGGUGCAGAUUCGACCAAGAAGGAUGAUCCCUGAUCGAUUGUUGUACAUACACAGCGAGAAUCAAGUCUGCCAUGGGGUUUUUUUUGUUAAACUGAAACCAUCGGUUUCUAAUCCGUAUCGAGAUUGCGAACUCGUUUGCCCAGUGCGUGCAGUGUAUUAAGAUUGCUUCUCGGAGCUAUCACGAUGGGCCAACUAGAAUUCUCGCACUUCGGCUGUUGGCAGUAUAUUCUCGGUUCAUGUAUUAUAAGCGUUAUGUACUCUGAAACCCAUCGGGCUGGCAUUCUCUGUUCUCAAUGGUCCUUAAUUGGAAGAGUAAAUUGGCAUUUGCGUGUCUACUAUUACCGAACAGGGAUUGCUAAUAUCGGAUUUAAGGCG
Messenger RNA from Punica granatum (pomegranate), 945 nucleotides. The record is from RefSeq and is a predicted model, not a curated record. Lineage: Eukaryota; Viridiplantae; Streptophyta; Magnoliopsida; Myrtales; Lythraceae.